Molecule: messenger RNA, 948 nt
Organism: Suillus paluster
Lineage: Eukaryota; Fungi; Basidiomycota; Agaricomycetes; Boletales; Suillaceae
Exons: 4
Coding region: 207-656 (149 amino acids)
Source: RefSeq, a predicted model, not a curated record
AGGAAACUGCCAAGGCUCAUUCAUUUAACCAUCGGUCACGGUCAGAACUGCAGCACAACCGUCUUUCAUCGAUCUCAAGUCAUUCAACAUUCAAUAUUACCACCUAACGCUUUCAAUAAUGGGCCGAACCUAAUAAUCACCGGUCACCUACGAGAAAAACGUCUGAUGACUCGGAGAAGAUGUAACAUGUGACUCAUCCUUCCUUCAUGCCUACAUCUGAAAUAGACGACAUUUUUGCUGCCAAAGGAAAGGCGAAAGUCGUAGAACACGUAGCUCCCCUUCCACCCGUCAAGGAGAAAAAGAAGAAAAGAAAAGAUAGACCUUCCACCAGCGACGAAACGAAGGAGAUCAGCCGAUCUUCACAGUCAAAAACCCUGAAAAAACGGCCACUCCCCGAGACAGUUGUAGAUCCAUCAUUGAAAUCUUCCAGCAGCAGUAAACGUCCAAAGGUGGACGCCUUAGCUUCUUCACAGCAUGAAAAGACUUUGCACGAGACGCGCAAAGAGGACGAAGACCGGUUCAAGGAUUCGAGGGGUUUUGGACCUAGACGAAAAACUGACGAUGGUUUCAACAUAUACAAGGAAGAUGAACUAGGUAUAUCCAAUACCGGAGGAGACACACCACUGUGUCCUUUCGAUUGCGACUGUUGUAUGUAAUGCCCUUGUCAUUUCUUGUAUGGUCUCAAUACUUUCCAGGUUUUUGAACGGUAGUUGCUCUAUCUGUAGCUUUACACGCAGGAAGACGCCUGUAUAUUCACCCUGACACCCUGAGAUAUUCUGGCGAAAGUCCGCGAUAUGAUCGGACUACGUCCUGUGAAGCGUCCCAGGCCCUUUCCACAAGGCUCUUCAUUCGCCUUGAUUGUGAUAUUCUCUAUGCACCCCUGUCGAUGCACCAGGUUUCGAUACGAUAAUUGCAAAUCUGACAGCCAUUUAUCUACAGUCUUUGUCU